This is a messenger RNA of Bombus impatiens (common eastern bumble bee), 861 nucleotides long. RefSeq lists its product as uncharacterized. The coding region runs from base 290 to 664 and encodes 124 amino acids. Gene Ontology annotation, cellular component: extracellular matrix. The record is from RefSeq and is a predicted model, not a curated record. Lineage: Eukaryota; Metazoa; Arthropoda; Insecta; Hymenoptera; Apidae. The transcript is spliced from 3 exons.
AGGUAAUUUGAAUAAUUCCAUACCGAGAGUGGUGAAAAUUUGAACGAUUCAGGAACUGUUACGAGCGCAUCAAAUUAGCGAUUACCGUUGUAUAGCCGGAUUGCCAAUGCGGUUUUAUUAUUAACUACAAUUAUAGGCAUGGAUUCGUAUUAAAGUUCCCCCAAAUCGCCGUGAUUUCAUCUCCGUUUCGUCGCACCCGCACCUCGAACGUGGUAUAAAAUCCACCGGCUUCGUAACAUUAAGCUAUUUUAUUUCAGCCAAGACACGCAGCACUCGUGCCAAGUUGCUAAUGAUUCCGAAGGCAUUUCUCUUAACGAUGACGUUGGUAGGAAUUUUGAGCGAACCUCAAGGACCUGCCUAUCUUCCGCCUACAGCGACUGGAGCACGACCAGCUCCUGCUGCUGGUCAUCCGGACGAAUGGGCCGGUGUAACUGGCUUAAACUUUGGCCACCACGAGUCACGAAAGGACAAUGAAGCAACUGGAACUUAUCACGUGCUAUUGCCAGAUGGUAGAACACAAAUCGUCGACUACGUUGCCGACGGUGGUGGCUAUCGGCCAAUGGUACGAUACGAGGGGACGGCAACUUAUCCGGCUGCGGGAUCUGCUCCAAGGACACAGGCUGCUACCGCAGGAUCCACGAGUAACGAAGGAUACAGAUACUAAACAAUUACAUACAUCAACGUUGCUUUUUCAAAGCAGGUAAACGUGGACAUUCAACGAAUGACAGAGCCAAAAUUCGGCUAACGACACGACGUUCGUUGCACCAAUAAGACAAUGCAGCUCCAAAUGUUGAUUUAUAAAAUACGUAUACUUAGAAAGUGUAGGCAAGUUAUAUCUUACAAUAAAAGCUCCGAAAACUA